AUGCAGUUUUUCGAUGGAUACCAUUAUCACGGGACGACCUUUGAGCAGAGUUAUCGGUGUUAUCCCGCGUCUUUUAUCGACAAGCCACAAAUUGAAAGUGGUGACAAGAUUAUAAUGCCACCUUCAGCCCUCGAUCGUCUGGCCUCUUUGCAUAUUGACUAUCCGAUGCUCUUUGAGCUUCGUAAUGCUGGAAUUGAACGUGUUUCUCACUGUGGAGUCCUUGAGUUCAUUGCAGAAGAAGGAAUGAUUUACAUGCCAUAUUGGAUGAUGCAGAACCUGCUGCUGCAAGAAGGAGACAUUGUGAGAGUUAGAAAUGUCACUCUUCCAAAGGGGACUUAUGUUAAACUACAGCCCCACACUACAGACUUUCUGGAUAUAUCUAACCCGAAAGCCAUCUUGGAGACUGCUCUGAGGAACUACUCAUGCCUAACCACUGGAGAUAGCAUUAUGGUUCCGUACAACAAUAAGAAAUACUUUAUAGAUAUAGUUGAAACAAAGCCUGCUAAUGGAAUCAGCAUCAUAGAAACAGACUGUGAGGUUGAUUUUGCACCUCCCCUUGAUUACAAGGAGCCUGAACGUCCCACAGCACCUGUUGCAGCCAAGGGUCUGGCAAAAGGAAAAGCUGAGGAGGUUGUGGCUGAACCUGAACCAAAGUUCAACCCUUUCACUGGAUCUGGAAGACGGUUAGAUGGGAGACCUCUUUCCUAUGAGCCGCCUCCUGCCUCUUUUGCCUCCUCUAGUUCCAAAGACAAACAGCCUGGAGUUGCUAACGGUAAUGGACAGUCAUCUGUAGCAAGCAGCUCAGAGAAAUCUGCGCGACAGGCUCAAGGAAAGCUUGUGUUUGGGGCCAAUGCAAGUCGUGCUCCCAAAGAAGCUCCGAAAGUUGGAGCUGGAAAAGAGGCAAAACAAGAGGAACAGGAGAAGAAAGAAGAUCCUAAGUUCCAAGCUUUCACUGGGAAGAAGUAUUCAUUGAGGGGUUGA
Messenger RNA from Thlaspi arvense, 981 nucleotides. Lineage: Eukaryota; Viridiplantae; Streptophyta; Magnoliopsida; Brassicales; Brassicaceae. The record is from the annotation of a GenBank genome assembly.